This is a messenger RNA of Rhodamnia argentea, 849 nucleotides long. RefSeq lists its product as uncharacterized. The coding region runs from base 1 to 849 and encodes 282 amino acids. The record is from RefSeq and is a predicted model, not a curated record. The transcript has 2 exons. NCBI's taxonomy places the organism in Eukaryota, Viridiplantae, Streptophyta, Magnoliopsida, Myrtales, Myrtaceae.
AUGAGCAGGCGGGUGGUGAACGUGGAAGCCAGAGGAUUCAAGAAGAAAGGAGUGAGAUACGACUGGAAGACGAAAGUCGGGACCUACUUGCCUGACCAGCGGUCUCCGGUAGUUAGCUCCAUUCUGUUUAUGCCCCUGCCAGGUGAACACACCGUCGAGGCCACUACAACCCGGUCCAUGGCCUGGUUCUCUGCAGCAGUUUCCUCAGGAAUUCCCCUCAUCUUUGUCAACAUCCAAACCGAACAGAUCAUCACGUUGCUUCAUGUCAAUGUAGCUUCUAAUUCCUGGCAUGGCGAGUAUAUUAAUUCCUGUCUUUCUUUCACUAAGGGCAAGAAUAUCCCCACAGGAAAAGAAAUUAGUUUGCGGAAGCGCCAUAACCAGACAAUAACUGUCCAAAUGGUUCAUGGGAUAAGAUUAUGGUUUUUACCGGGAAUCAUGGAGGUUUCGGUAGAAUUAGUCACCGAACCGGAAGAAACACGGUUCAGAAUGGACAUCAAACGAACCGAAGAGGUAAUCAGUCAAAAAAUCAUAGGACAACAUUCUAUGGCUCAUAGUCUUGAAGAAAUUGAUCCGGCUUGUUCCCCCGGGCGGGGCUUCAUCUGCAUCUUCUCCGUGACCAAAGGAUCGGCAGCCGACCGCGCCGGGCUUGGACGCAUCCACGAGGAGGCCAAUGCAGCGGGCCACCUGCUUGCGGUCUCGAGAUUAGAAGGCAAAACCCUACUGCCUUCAAAUGUGUGCUCUGUAGGGCUAAUACACUGCUGCAGGCAAGGCGACAUCGGGGAAGUCCUCACCGCGGCCAUGGACACGAUGGAUAGGAUCAAAAUCCACAUCAUGGGAUGGCCCAACUAA